GGAAACUCUGGGCGGGGCUGGCAGGAGGCAGGCGGAGCUCGGGCCGCGGGGUCCGAAGGGUCUGAGCCAGUCGGAGGAGCCCUGGGGAGACGUGCGGCCGCCAUGGGGCAGAUCGAGUGGGCCAUGUGGGCCAACGAGCAGGCGCUGGCAUCUGGCCUGAUCCUCAUCACGGGGGGCAUCGUGGCCACAGCGGGCCAGUUCACCCAGUGGUACCUGGGCACGUACUCCAUUGCGGCAGGAGUUCUCAUCUGCCUGCUGGAGUACCCCCGGGGGAAGCGGAGCAAGGGCUCCACCAUGGAGAGGUGUGGACAGAAGUACAUGACCAGAGUGGUGAAGCUGUUCGGGCCCCUCACCAGGAAUUACUACAUCCGGGCCUUCCUGCACCUUGGGCUGUCGGUACCUGCCGGCUUCCUGCUUGCCACCAUCCUGGGGACAGCCUGCUUGGUCAUCGCCAGUGGCAUCUACCUGCUGGCGGCCAUCCGUGGCGAGCAGUGGACCCCGAUCGAGCCCAAGCCCAAGGAGCGGCCGCAGGUGGGGGGCACCAUCAAGCAGCCGCCCAGCAACCCCCCGCCCCGGCCCCCGGCCGAGGCCCGCAAGAAGCCAGGAGAGGAGGCGGCGGCAGCUGCGGGGGCCCCCACGGGUGGCCCCCAGGAAAACCCUGUGCCAGUGACAGACGAGGUGGUGUGACCAGGGCCGGAGCUCCGGCAGCCCCUACGCCCGGGCACGCCUGUGGCUGCGGCCCCUUCCCCGUUCACCCCUGGCUGCGCGGUCGUCUCCUGAGCUGCACUGGAGCCUCAGUGCCUCGCCUGUUCCCUGAAACACGUAUCUGGAACCCCU
This is a messenger RNA of Camelus dromedarius (Arabian camel), 837 nucleotides long. RefSeq names its product cytochrome b-245 light chain. The transcript is spliced from 6 exons. The record is from RefSeq and is a predicted model, not a curated record. NCBI's taxonomy places the organism in Eukaryota, Metazoa, Chordata, Mammalia, Artiodactyla, Camelidae. Gene Ontology annotation, molecular function: heme binding. Bases 103 to 687 code for a protein of 194 amino acids.